This is a messenger RNA of Mytilinidion resinicola, 1752 nucleotides long. RefSeq lists its product as uncharacterized. Gene Ontology annotation, biological process: glycolipid biosynthetic process. Bases 346 to 1638 code for a protein of 430 amino acids. The transcript has 4 exons. The record is from RefSeq and is a predicted model, not a curated record. Lineage: Eukaryota; Fungi; Ascomycota; Dothideomycetes; Mytilinidiales; Mytilinidiaceae. Gene Ontology annotation, cellular component: mitochondrion; plasma membrane; lipid droplet.
AAAGCUUCAGCUUACAAUUUUCAAUCUCGAAUUCACAUCAGGCUGGGCAACCCAUCCACCAUCCCAGUCUCCACUUUGAGCAAAAAUGCGUGACGAUUGCAGUUGGAUUCCCGGAGGUGCUCGUACAAACAAUGGGAAUCAACUCGGACCCAAUCGUGGGCUGAUUAGGUUACGUGUAAUUGACCACUCGCCUCGGCAUGACUUCAUGGGCAGGAUGUGAACCUCCACCACCUCCUCCACCUCACCUGCUCCGAAGCCCGCUCCAUACUUUACUCUCCGCAGAACUUUCAAAAGAACUCACCUCAGACCUUACUAUCAUCGCUUCCUCCUAAUCCAGCACACAGAAUGGCGCACGCAUCGCCCGAGUACGACUUGGUGCUUCUUGGGGCCACGGGCUACACCGGAAAGUACACAGCGCAGUACAUUGCUCAGCACCAUCCAACUGAUCUCAAGUGGGCCAUAGCAGGUCGUAACUCAAAGAAGCUUGCGGCUGUUUCUGAGACUCUGAAGAAGUUGAAUGGUGAUCGACUGGAACCAGCGAUUGAAAUAUGCGAGCUCGAAAAAGCCGACCUAGACAAGUUGGUCAAGAGGACCCGUCUCAUCAUCACAACCGUUGGACCUUACGCAAAAUACGGUGAACCUGUCAUCGAAGUUUGUGCCAACAACGGCACCCAUUACCUAGAUUGCACUGGAGAAGCACCAUGGCUCAAGAAAAUGAUCGAGAAGUAUCAUGAUACCGCGAAGAAGAAUGGUGCAAUUAUGAUACCGGAAUGCGGUCUCGAUUCAGUCCCAACCGACCUGCUCAGCUACGCUCUUGCCCAAUACAUCCGUAAGACCUUUUCCUCCGCUACCGCUUCCGUCACCGUCUCCAUGCACAACUUCAAAGGUGGGAUGAGCGGCGGCACCGCUGCCUCUAUGAUGAACAUCUUCUCCAACUUUUCCCUGCGCGAGCUCGGCGCCGCCAUGAAACCCUACGCGCUCUCCCCAAGCAAGCCGGCCUCGCCCACACCACCGCCUUCCUCAAAUAUCUUCUAUAGCCUUCUCGGCCUCCGUCACAUCAAGGAGCUCGGCCUAUUGACUACCGGACCCAUGGCCGGCCUUGACACGGCCAUUGUCCACCGCAGCUGGGGCCUGUUCGAGCAGAGCAGCGCGGCGCGAGACAAUCCAGAUCUAUCUUAUGGCCCACGCUUUCGCUUCACAGAGUACAUGCGCACUCGCAACACACUUGUGGGUGCUCUAAUUUCUGGUGGGUUCACGGCAUUUGGGGCGCUUCUCGCGUUUCCUCCAAGCCGUUGGAUCAUAGGGCCGCUAUUGACCCACUUCGUGCUGCCCGCGCCUGGCGAGGGUCCGACGGAAGAUUCGACAAAGGACGACUUCUUGCACUAUCGGGCUAUAGGAGUAGCAGAUUCGAAGGGCAAGGAGCGUGCGGUCGCAGAGUGGGAAGUGCACACAGGGGCGUACGCUGUUACUGGGUUGACGCUUGCGGAGGCGGCAAUGGUGAUCUUGAAGGGCGACUUAGCGAGCACUGAGGCUGGGAAGAUGGGUGGUGGGCUGUUGACUCCUGCGACGCUGGGAGAUCAGUACGUGGAGCGCUUGAAGGCGGCAGGGGUGAGAUUUGAGGUAGGCACUUCUGAGUAGGCCAAUAGUCUCCAAUGGGCAAAACAGUACGGGGGUUUUUUUCCCUUCUUUCUUGCUAUUCACGAGCUUAGGGGUUUCUCGGAGAUACUUAAUACCAUCCCAUUUGAUCACUAC